Messenger RNA from Trachymyrmex septentrionalis, 1466 nucleotides. It is a transcript of the gene Ufd1-like, whose product is annotated as ubiquitin fusion degradation protein 1 homolog. Bases 353 to 1255 code for a protein of 300 amino acids. NCBI's taxonomy places the organism in Eukaryota, Metazoa, Arthropoda, Insecta, Hymenoptera, Formicidae. The record is from RefSeq and is a predicted model, not a curated record. Gene Ontology annotation, cellular component: VCP-NPL4-UFD1 AAA ATPase complex. The transcript is spliced from 5 exons. Gene Ontology annotation, molecular function: polyubiquitin modification-dependent protein binding.
CGUUCCUAAACUCAACGAAAAUCUAAAGAUAAGAAUCAAUUAUAUUAAAGAAUCACAACUCAGCCAAUGCUCGUCAGUCGUGCGGUGAGCAAAUCAGCCUUGUGAGCAGUUGUGACUUGUGACUGUGCGAGUUGUGAGGGUCAGGUAGAACGCAUUUGAAGUCUUUGAUUCUGAUCGUAUUUUCGAUUUCUCAAAUUAAAGCCGAUUGAAGAAGAAAAGUAAAAUUACAUACAAAUUAACACAAAUGUCGUGACGGUGACUCGUGACGCUCGUGACUCAUUGAAAAUUCACGUCGCUAUAGGAAAAAAUCCUAUAAAGAAAAAAUCGUCAAGAGAAUCAACAAACUCCAAACAUGUUUCAGUUCGGGUUUAACAUGUUCCCGGAAAUUCCGCGGCCCUUCAACACUCAGUACAAAUGUUUCUCAGUGUCGAUGUUGCCUGGAACCUAUCGUCAGGAUGUCGAACGCGGCGGCAAGAUAAUCAUGCCACCAUCUGCCUUGGAGCAGCUUACAAGACUCAAUAUUAUUUAUCCAAUGUUAUUCAAACUAACCAACAAGAAAACAAAUAGAAUUACUCACUGUGGUGUAUUGGAGUUUAUCGCCGAUGAAGGAAAAGUCUAUUUGCCUUAUUGGAUGAUGCAUAAUCUUUUGUUGGAGGAAGGCGAACUACUGAAUGUAGAGAGUGUGUCAUUACCAGUUGCGACAUUCUCUCGUUUUCAGCCACAAUCAGAGGACUUUCUAGAUAUCACAAAUCCAAAGGCUGUAUUGGAGAACGGCCUGCGCAGCUUUGCCUGUCUAACUACAGGCGAUGUGAUUGCAAUCAAAUAUAAUCAGAAGAUUUACGAGAUGUGUGUAUUAGAAACUAGACCUGGUCCAGCAGUUAGUAUCAUUGAGUGUGACAUGAAUGUGGAGUUUGCUCCACCGGUAGGCUAUAAAGAGCCAGUACGAAAACCAAAGAAGGAAGAAGAUGAGAUAGAGCAUCUGGCCGAUUUGAUGCCGGCGCAGACUGGCUUUGUACCUUUUCAGGGUGAAGGUGUCCGGCUGGAUGGUAAAAAACGCAAAGACAUGCCCAAGCAGGAAACUGUAACUACCAAGCCGACCUAUGUUCGUGGAAUACCCGAUUAUGAUUACCAAAUAGGCACUCUUAGGUUCCUGCGAAAUAUGAAGCCAGUGAAUAAUAAAGAGACGAAGGAUCCAGACGAGUUUAAGGCGUUUACUGGCGAAGGGUUUACACUUCUGAGGAAAUCCAGAAAAUAAUAGAAUAACGAGCAAUUAUUUAUUUUUAAUUUAUAAAUUUGAGAGAGAAUGAAUCAAGAAUUUUGCCAGAAUGAAUGUUGAAUUAUCCGAAUUACUAUUUUAAUAAAAUAUACGUAUGUUUUUAUUUUUCUGUUAUAUGUUUGUCAUAAGCAGAAAAAAACGUUGCUUCGUUUUUCAUAUUAUGUCUUUCUAGGGAAAUAAAGAAAUUAAA